AUGCUGGUAUCGGAUUCAGGAGUGACUGGUGGUAGUGAUAUUUUGGUGAAAAUCGUCAGUCCCGAGGGUCAAAUGUUCACCGCUUACUUCCCAGAGGAUACUCUGGUAGAGGAAAUAAAGAAUCGUGCUAUAGAUUACUUCUAUCCGGCCGGAGAAACUGGAGCUGGGAGAUUUAAGAUAGUACGAGUGUGUGAUACAACUACGCUACAUGACUUUUUAACUCUUGGUCAAGAACAGGUGGUCAUGUAUGAGGAGUUGUUGUUGAUUGAGAGGAGAAUUCCCGAAGCUGGGACGCUUUGGGAUCUAGGAGCGGUGAGAGCGCCUCAACACGGCGCUAUAACAGCUGCGACUGCAACUCUACCAGCGCCCCAAAACCCCGUCCGUCAGCCAAAUCUACAAUCUCUACUAUCCACCAAUGAAUUAUCGUUUGAAUUGAGGAAGAUCCUCAUAUCGCUCAUCGAAGCCGGAGCUAGAUUAGCAGCAGCGGGGAGGAAUUACGAAUUAACGUUGGCUCAGCUAACCGCUGCUUUGGAAGAACCGAGGAAACCUCAACCGAUCGUAGUCCAAGUGAUAACUCCGGAAGAAAUAGCAGCAAGACUGAAUACCGCUGACGUGAACAGUAUAACCACAGGCGCUUCGAAUGGCGGUGAUGAGUUAUACAAACGAGCACAACAUUUACAACGAUUUCUAGAAAAAUUUCGAGCAUGGAGAAUGAAAAUAAUGGACCCUCCGAACCCAGAAGCGAUUACUGCUUUAAAAGAUCUUGGAUUUUCUUACGAUGAUGCGGAUAAUGCUUUGAGGUCCACUGGAUGUAAUGUUCCAGCUGCAGCCUCUUGGCUAAUGGGAGAGAGAGGUUCGAGCGUAUUUGAACUGAUUAAUGGUCUACCUGACGGUCUCAUCUUGCAGACUCUAUUGAAGCAGCCCCAGAUACAGCGUGGUCUACUGAACACGAGAAUGCUGAUCGCUUUCAUCGCGAUGGUCGGACAGACCGGCAGCGCGUCACUCUGGUUGAAUUCUCCCCACGGAAGUCCAUUACUAUCACAAAUAUCGAGGACCUAUCAUUCAGAGAAGUACUGCCUCGCGGUCAACCAAUUCUCCGAGAGGCAGGAGCAUCAAUCUGCACCAUCUACUUCUAGACAAAGAAAUUGA
Molecule: messenger RNA, 1149 nt
Organism: Danaus chrysippus (African queen)
Lineage: Eukaryota; Metazoa; Arthropoda; Insecta; Lepidoptera; Nymphalidae
Source: the annotation of a GenBank genome assembly